CACCAUCAUCGAACCGAGCCUACUUAAGGCGCGCCGAGGCCGCCUCCCUUGUACUGUACAGUUUACCUUCAAGCAUGAGCUACAAUAACUACAACCAGCAGCAGAACUACAACAGCUAUCCCCAGCAAAACUACGGCGGCGCACAGGGCCAGCAGCAACAGCAACCGUACGGCGGCGUACCAGCUGGGCAGUCCUACUCGUCGCAGCCAUACAAUACCCAGCCAGGCUAUGGCGGCGCUCCUCCUCAGCAGCAGCAGUAUGGUGCGCCUGCCCAGCAAAACUACGGCGCAAUUCCUCAGCAGCAAUACGGCGCUCCUCCUCAGCAAAACUAUGGCGCACCCCCGCAACAGGCCUAUGGCGCACCUCCUCAACAAGCCUAUGGCGCACCACAGCAGGCCUAUGGGGCGCCGCCUCAGCAAAACUACGGUGCUCCACCUCAGCAAGCUUAUGGUGCGCCAGCGACGCAAAACUAUGGGGCACCAGCAUCGCAGAAUUACGGUGCAGCGCCAACCCAACACUACGGUGCGCCCGCUCAACAAACCUACGGUGCACCACAAGCCGGCUACGUCCCACCACAACCAGCAUUUGACCCAAGCUAUAAUGCCGAUGCCGAUGUUGCUGCCAUUCGCAAAGCCACAAAAGGUUUCGGAACGGAUGAAAAGCAACUCAUUCGUAUUCUUUCCCAAAAAUCACCUGUGCAUACGCAACAAUUGCAACAGCGUUUCGAACAGACUGUUGGGAAAUCACUCGCGUCGGUGAUUGAGUCUGAAACGGGCAGGUGGUUUGGAUUUGCACUGCUGGGUUGUGCCCUUGGUCCAUUACAAUUUGAUGUGCAUCUCUUGCAUCGUGCUAUGGAUGGUCUUGGUACGCAUGAAGAUUUGCUCACUGAGAUUCUCAUCGGUCGAUCCAAUGCAGAGAUGGAUGCCCUCAAGUACGCUUACAAGCAGAAAUACAACAAAGACUUGUUGGCUACCGUUCAAGGCGAUUUGUCAAUGAAGACAGAACGUAUGUUCAAUAUGGCAUUGACUGGUCGACGUGAUGAAGAAAACAUGAUGAUCGAUCAAGGCCGUAUUGGCGCAGACGUGCGUCAACUCUAUGAAGCGUCGGCUGGUCGCAUGGGAACAGAUGAGAUUGCAGUGUGUGGCAUCUUACUCUCUCGCUCAGACAACUAUCUCCGUGCGUUGAAUGAGGCGUACAAGCAUGCCUACCGCUCGACUGUGCCGGAUAUGAUCAAAUCUGAGUUUUCUGGUCAUAUGAAGGAAGGUCUUUUGCAUGCCGUCGAGGGUGCCGUGGAUCGUGCUCAUCGAGAUGCCAAGUUGCUUGAAGAAAGUAUGGCUGGGAUGGGUACGAAGGAUGAACGACUCGCGUACAGGAUUGUGCGAAUGCACUGGGAUAGGCAGCACACGCAGCGUGUCAAGCAGGUGUAUGCACAGCUGUACAGGCAGGAUCUUGCCAAGCGUAUCAAGGGCGAGACGAGUGGCGACUUUGAACGCAUCUUGCUUGCUUGUAUCGAGUGAGAUUUGGAGUCUGUAGUCUACUGUAUAUAGUUUAUUGUUUCAACAGUGUCCCGUAACCGCUGCCGAAAGCUCUCAUCACUCAGUCUGUGAACUUCAAAAUUCAGGGGUAAUUUGUCAGUAUGAGUUAUGAUGCUGAGCUAGAGAAUCGAUAUCUGCUAUGAUGAAGACACACACGAGCAUUACUAGGCUAGUGCCGCUGUCACUCGACAGUAUAGUCGGCACCACGACCACCUGCACUGGCAUACUCGGUGACCUCACUCUGCA
This is a messenger RNA of Protomyces lactucae-debilis, 1781 nucleotides long. RefSeq lists its product as uncharacterized. NCBI's taxonomy places the organism in Eukaryota, Fungi, Ascomycota, Taphrinomycetes, Taphrinales, Protomycetaceae. Bases 75 to 1517 code for a protein of 480 amino acids. The transcript has a single exon. Gene Ontology annotation, molecular function: calcium-dependent phospholipid binding; calcium ion binding. Gene Ontology annotation, cellular component: cytoplasm. The record is from RefSeq and is a predicted model, not a curated record.